Dovyalis caffra is the source of this 216-nucleotide messenger RNA. Lineage: Eukaryota; Viridiplantae; Streptophyta; Magnoliopsida; Malpighiales; Salicaceae. The record is from the annotation of a GenBank genome assembly.
AUGAGUGGGCAAAGGCCCAACGGCAUUAACUCAAAUAAGCAUAAAAGCCCCAGCCCAGACCUAAAACAGAAACUGAGAAUUCUACCCGAGGGAAAUGCUGGUGGGCCGGAGGAGCAACCUUAUGUUGAGUGGGCUUGCAGCCGAAAGCUGCUUUUGAGAAGGAGGCUCAUGGAGCAGCAAGCAAAGCAAACAACCUUGUGCUGGGCCCCAGAAUGA